Molecule: messenger RNA, 204 nt
Organism: Penicilliopsis zonata CBS 506.65
Lineage: Eukaryota; Fungi; Ascomycota; Eurotiomycetes; Eurotiales; Aspergillaceae
Exons: 2
Coding region: 1-204 (67 amino acids)
Source: RefSeq, a predicted model, not a curated record
AUGAAGGUUUCCACUUGGGGCGAUGCCGCGCCGUUGGGAAUGGAUUGGACGGUUGGCGAUACAGCUUUAGUCAGUGUCAUUAUUCAGCAGCAGCAGCAGCAGCAGCAGCAGCAGCAGCAGCAGCAGCAGCACCGGUUAUCGAAGUACCGAGUAGCAGAGAACGGGGGAUACGUCGGGGACACGUCGGGGACACGUCGCCAAUAG